Molecule: messenger RNA, 483 nt
Organism: Spirodela intermedia
Lineage: Eukaryota; Viridiplantae; Streptophyta; Magnoliopsida; Alismatales; Araceae
Source: the annotation of a GenBank genome assembly
AUGGUGGCAAGAAAUCUGAUUCCCCUCCCCUUUCUACUCUUAAUCUUCCUAUGUCUUAUCUUUUCACCAUGCUUGGCCAGGAGCGAGCUCCGUGCCGGACAGACCCUCUUUGCUCCCCAAUACCUGGAAACUGGGAGAUUCACUCUUGUUAUGCAGAACGACUGCAACCUGGUGUUAUACGAUGGAGGUGCCGUGUGGUCUUCUCGUACAUUUGGCAAGGGAACGAAUUGCCGCGCCGCAAUGCAGACGGAUGGGAACUUCGUCAUAUACACUGGUGGACGUCCAGUGUGGGCGAGCAACACCAACUUUGGCUUCGGAAAUUACGUGCUCGUCCUCCAACGUGACCGCAAUCUUGUCAUCUACAACGGCCAGUCGAGGGCAAUCUGGGCAACAGGCACCAACAUAUUUGGUGCAGGGGUGACCGUAGCACCCCUUAAGAACGCAUCUUCCACUCCUGUAGGUGUGCCGGUCAAAAAGCCUUAA